Beta vulgaris subsp. vulgaris (sugar beet) is the source of this 1845-nucleotide messenger RNA. RefSeq names its product organelle RRM domain-containing protein 1, chloroplastic. The transcript is spliced from 9 exons. Gene Ontology annotation, biological process: mitochondrial mRNA modification; cytidine to uridine editing. Gene Ontology annotation, molecular function: RNA binding. The record is from RefSeq and is a predicted model, not a curated record. Gene Ontology annotation, cellular component: mitochondrion. Lineage: Eukaryota; Viridiplantae; Streptophyta; Magnoliopsida; Caryophyllales; Amaranthaceae. The coding region runs from base 95 to 1402 and encodes 435 amino acids.
CCAUAAUUUAAAAUCUCUACGACUCUACCCAUUGCCUCUUCAAAGUUUAAACCAGCCACACCACACAUCAAUUUAACGAAUCCUAAAGACCGCCAUGGAACUAAUUCAUUCACUUCCUACAACCUUCAGUUCAAGCAGUUUAUCUCCAACCCAAAAAGUACACCAUCAUCGAAAAUCACCAUUUCUACCCUCCAUAAUCUCUCAUCCUUUUGAUUCUUUCAGCUCCACGACUCCAUUUUUACCCAAAAAUCGAAAGUGUCUUCAACUUUCAUUAUCGUUAACCCAACAAAAUUUCAGUGAACCAUCUAAUAUUUCUUUCUUAUUUUCUCCAAACUUUUCAUUGCACAAGUCUUCAUUGUCAAUGAUUACUGCUUUUGCUUCAACAUCAUCAACAGCUACACCCUUUAAUUCUACUACUCCAAAUUCCACUGAAAAUGUUCAUUGGAUGGUUAUAAUGGAUAAGCCUACUGAUGGGAUUCAAACAAAAGCUGAAAUAAUCAAUUAUUAUGUCAGUAUUUUGGAGAAAGCUUUGGAAAGUGAGAAGGAUGCACAAAGUUGUAUAUAUGAUGCUUCCUUUGAUACCCAUUUUGGAUUUUGCUGCAUUGUUGCUGAAGAAACUUCUAGAUUCAUUGCUGGUCUUCCAGGAGUGCUAUCUGUUAAGCCUGAUCCUGAUAUAAAUUCAGUUAAGAAGGAUUAUAGUUAUCUGACUUAUCUCAACCUUCAAGACAAGUCUGUAUCAAAUUCACCCAAUCAGAGUACAUUGUUGCCCCCCAAAGGUUCAAAAUAUUGGCUUGUACGCAUCGAUAUGCAGUCCAGUAGAGUCUCAUCAAAGGCACAGGCUGUUGAUUUUUAUGUUAAGAUACUAACCAAGGUCUUGGAGAAUGAGACGGAUGCACAGAGAUGUAUAUAUCAUGUAACAUGGCAGUCUAAUCUUGGAUUUUGCUGUAACCUUGACGAGGAAUCUGCCCAGAAGUUAGCUACCAUACCUGGAGUUUUAUCUGUUAAGCCAGAUGAGCACUUUGAGUCAGAAAACAAGGAUUAUGGAGGUGAUAGAUUGCUGUCUGAUGCUUCAGAUUUUACAAAUGCCACAGAGAUGAGCAAAACCAAGCUUUUCAUAACAGGUCUGUCAUUCUACACAUCUGAAAAAACUUUACGUAAGGCCUUUGAACCCUUUGGUGAUCUAGCAGAAGUUAAGGUUAUCAUGGAUAAGAUCUCGAAGAGGUCAAAAGGAUAUGCAUUUGUUGAGUACAUCACCGAGGAAGCUGCUACCAUGGCUCUUCAAGAAAUGAAUGGCAAAAUAAUUAAUGGGUGGAUGAUAGUUGUUGAUAGAGCAAAGAAGCAGCCGCGAUACAUCAAGGAACGCACAAGAUGUUUGUCAUCACAGAACAGAAAAUUUAGGUAGACAGAUCGCUUCCUCAGAAUUCAGAGAUCAACAGCUUUCUACUAAAUUCUUAGGUGCUUAAGGAUUUAGAUGUGAUUAGAUGUCCAUGAAAAGUUGAGUAGAAGAGUAUACAACAUUGAAUGAUGGAAGUCAUAGGAUAGAGUUAUAACUAUUAGCAACUAGCAUGGUUAAUGCAUCAAGAUAUUCAAGAAAAUACCGAUUUUGGUCAACAUGCUCAUAGUUCAUUAUAAAUGGUGUACCUGGAGACUGGAGUAUGGACAUAGGUAAACCAAGACAAAAAUUAUGUUCUGGAAGGUGGCUUCAGUAACUAUUUUGUAGAAGGUACUUCACAAAUGUAAAACUUUGCUUUGGUGUAUCCCAAUUACAGGCAUACUGCGUGAAUUUAAGAAACUGUACAUUUUUGUAUUUUGAAAGAAAUAGAAAAACUCCAUUCUUAUUUGGUA